GAGUACACAAAUUCAAAACAAUUCCCGUGAAAAGCCUAACACACUGACAACUCUCUAUUUUCUCCUCUUUCUUUGUGUAGUCUGUUUUUUCUUCCUUUAAAUUACCUCAAAAAGCUUACAUUAUUUGUUACUCUCUUUAAUCCCUUUGCUUUCCUCCACUUUGAAUUUAGCACCAGUUUUCAGUAUGAGAAAUGUCUCUAUGUUUUUCUUCAUUCUUGGAAGUGUAAUCUUUCAGCUUUCUCAAAGUGCAACGUCUGUAAUAGUUGAUGGAGUUUCACUAUGGAAAAAUCCAAUUGUCCACAUUGGUGAUUCCAUUAUUUUUCAGCAUAAGUAUGAGUAUAAUGUGUACAUUUUCAAGAAUCAGAAUGCCUUCAAUGUCUGCAAUUUCACUCAAGCUACACUUCUUACUAAAUCUGAUUCCAAGUCUUAUACUUGGCACCCAUCAAGGCAGGGUGUUUUUUACUUCUCAUUCAACAAUGGGUCAAAUGCAGCAUGUUUACAAGGCCAAAAGCUAGCAAUUAAGGUAUCUCUUUCGACUCCGGCGGCAAGUCCUAACUCCUCGCCGGCAAAUCCACCGGCGAUAUCUGGCGGCGUUGUGUCAUCUUCUCCGGCAUAUCCAUGGCCGUUUCAGCCGCGAGAAGCCACUCCCCCUAGCCCUUCACCGAGUGCUCUGUUCCCGGCAAAUGGGCCAAUGGUACCGGAAAAAGGAGGUGAAAUUCCGUUUAUUAACAGUAAUCCGGCGGUUCCAUUGCCAACCGGUGAAGUAGAUUCUGCCACUAUCCGGCCUUUGCCAACUUCCGGUUCUAAUCACCAGGUGGUGGGGUUUUCAGCAAUUCAAAGAAGUGUGUGCUUUGCAAUUUUCUUAAUGAUGCUUUAGACAAUGCAAAAAGGAGAGAGAGAGAAAGAGAAAAGUUUGAAAUGUAAAAAGAGAGAUUCCACUCUUGGGAUGUAGUUUUGAAUCUAAAGUAGCUUUAAAAGGGGGUGAUUAUCAUCAUGAUUACUACUAAUAUCAUCUGUAAUAUUGCUAUCCUUUGAUCCUACUUUGGUCUUAGUUUAGUCUUGGCACCUUAUCAUUUUA
This is a messenger RNA of Solanum tuberosum (potato), 1078 nucleotides long. RefSeq lists its product as uncharacterized. The record is from RefSeq and is a predicted model, not a curated record. The transcript has 4 exons. NCBI's taxonomy places the organism in Eukaryota, Viridiplantae, Streptophyta, Magnoliopsida, Solanales, Solanaceae. The coding region runs from base 185 to 877 and encodes 230 amino acids.